CACUGACACACCCUCUUCUUAUUCUACAAAGAUCUUGCCAUUGGACUUAGAUCGCUUCUUUACAUUACCUCUCUUAGCGUACGCCACGCCACUAAAUAUUCGUGCACCGAUUUAACCCCUCCAGCCUCCCCAGUACUUCAGAGCGGGGCAUUGCAAGAGCUGCCGCGUAGCAAACAUGUCUCCAGACGAGGCAAAGAAGAAGAUAUUGCCGGUGGAAGGCGAGAGGAAUAUCCUCAUUACGUCGGCUCUACCGUACGUGAAUAACGUGCCCCAUUUGGGAAACAUUGUCGGAAGUGUUCUCUCCGCCGAUGUCUUCGCUCGAUACGCUCGUGCUCGGGGCUACAAUACCCUUUAUGUCUGUGGUACCGAUGAGUACGGUACUGCCACUGAGACCAAGGCAAUAGAAGAGAACAUCACGCCGCAGCAGCUCUGCGAUAAAUACUACGCUCUACACUCGGACGUUUACAAAUGGUUUCAAAUCUCCUUCGACCACUUCGGCCGGACGCCGACACAGCAGCAAACAGACAUUGCGCAGGACAUCUUCAACAAACUUUACAAAAACGGCUAUCUGGAGGAGAAGACAACGACGCAGCCGUACUGUGAGACACAUAAAAGCUUCUUGGCGGAUCGCUUUGUCGAGGGCGAGUGUCCGCUGUGUCACUAUGAGGAUGCGCGGGGAGACCAAUGCGAUAAGUGCGGCCAUCUGCUGGAUCCACUGGAGCUCAUCAACCCAAGAUGCAAACUGGAUCGCGCGACGCCAGUACCUCGAGAGACUAAACACGUAUACUUAUGUUUAGAUAAGCUACAACCUCUAGAGGAGGAGUGGUUUAAAAGAAGCAGCGAAGAGGGCAAGUGGAGCUCAAAUGGUAUCCAAAUCACAUCUAGCUGGUUGAAGGAAGGUCUCCAUCCACGAGGCAUCACGCGGGAUCUCAAGUGGGGAACAGCUGUUCCACUAGAAGGGUACGAAAAAAAGGUCAUGUACGUGUGGUUCGAUGCCUGCAUCGGCUACGUCUCCAUCACAGCGACAUACACAGAAGAGUGGGAAAAGUGGUGGCGGAAUCCCGAGCAAGUGAAGCUCUACCAAUUCAUGGGCAAGGAUAACGUGCCCUUCCACACCGUUGUCUUCCCUUGUAGUCAGAUUGGUACCAAGGAUAAGUGGACUAUGCUGAACACGAUAUCAACGACCGAAUACCUCAACUACGAAAAGGGCAAGUUCUCAAAGUCCCGCAACAUCGGUGUUUUCGGCAACAACGCGAAGGACACAGGUAUCCCGGCAGACGUAUGGCGGUACUACCUCCUCUCUCACCGACCAGAAACAGGUGAUUCCGAAUUCGAAUGGGACGGCUUCAUUGCAGCAAACAACAACGAGCUACUCAACAAUCUAGGUAAUUUUGUCAACCGCGUCAUCAAGUUCGUCAACUCGAAAAUCUAUGACUCUAAGAUUCCGGACUACACCAAAUUCUCAGAUCCGUAUUUUGACGAGCAUAAGAAGAAGGUGAAUGAGGUUCUCAAGAAGUAUAUCGAUGAACUGGAGAAUGUUAAGAUCAAAGCUGCCCUCAUGACCACCAUGAUCAUGUCGAGUCUCGGAAACACAUUACUGCAAGACAACAAGCUAGACAACAAGCUAGCAACUGAGCAGCCUGAGAGGUGUGCAGCAGUUGUCGGGUUAGCAUUGAGCCACAUCCAUCUUCUGGCGAGUUUGAUUCAACCAUACAUGCCCGCAACAACCGACCUCAUCCUUCAGCAACUCAACACCACCUUCCUCAUCAUUCCAGACCUCUGGGAAGCCAAAUCCUUGCCUGUCGGCCACACCAUUGGCAAGGCAGUUUACCUUUUCUCCAAAAUCAAACCUGAAAAAGAGCAAGAAUGGAGAGAGCAAUUUGGUGGCGAUGAAGCGCGGAAAGCGAAGGAGGAAAAAGCCGCGAAAGCUGCGGCGAAGAGAGCGGAAAAGGAGCGUAAGAAAGCCAAGAAAGCUGCAGCGAAGAUCGGUGAGGGGGUGGAGAGUGCGGAGAAAGGAGGUCAGGGAGAGCAGCCGGUGAGUGGGACCGUAGUGGAGGAGGUCAUGGAUGGGGUUAAGCAAGUGAGUUUGCAAACACCAUAGUGCGCAUAUUUGCCUGACAAAGAUGUCAACGUGUGAAAUUUGGGUGGGUGGAAUUGUAGGCCUGUGGAGUGUGGGACUCGGAAUCAGGGCUCGGGGUUCACAAAUGUUGUUUGGAGAUCUGUGGGCGGAAUCUGGACUGUUCUGAGGUGGAUGUACGGGAUCGUGAUUGAUGAAGUAGAAAUGCAGUUCGAGCUGCUAUGAACACCCUUUGUGAAGUGGUCGGGUCUUUGGAUGAUGAACUCUAAGGCUAGUGAGGGUUUGGCCUCUUCAACACGUAUAGACAUGCAUACGCUGUAGAGAAAGGAUAAAAAAAAAAUGGUCUGG
Lindgomyces ingoldianus is the source of this 2425-nucleotide messenger RNA. Its product is annotated as methionyl-tRNA synthetase. The transcript has 3 exons. Gene Ontology annotation, molecular function: ATP binding; methionine-tRNA ligase activity. NCBI's taxonomy places the organism in Eukaryota, Fungi, Ascomycota, Dothideomycetes, Pleosporales, Lindgomycetaceae. Gene Ontology annotation, cellular component: aminoacyl-tRNA synthetase multienzyme complex; cytosol. Bases 176 to 2101 code for a protein of 641 amino acids. The record is from RefSeq and is a predicted model, not a curated record. Gene Ontology annotation, biological process: methionyl-tRNA aminoacylation.